Molecule: messenger RNA, 576 nt
Organism: Akanthomyces muscarius
Lineage: Eukaryota; Fungi; Ascomycota; Sordariomycetes; Hypocreales; Cordycipitaceae
Exons: 4
Coding region: 1-576 (191 amino acids)
Source: RefSeq, a predicted model, not a curated record
AUGAAGCUUCAGCAGUUUCUUCUGGGGCUCGGCGCCGCUGCCGUCACCGAUCAGUCGCACGACAGCGUUGCCCCGGCGCUGUGGGAUGGCAAAUGCUUUUAUCCCCAGGCCGAUGCAAGCUUCAAGCUCGACACCUACCCUGGGAGAUGGUAUCAGCUUGCAGGAACCCUGGCUCGCUUCACGGCCGGCUGCAAAUGCAUCUCGGCGCGCUACGACAUCAACGACGACGGGAGUCUGUAUGUCAACAACACCUGUCAGAGAGGGGACAAGCAGACUUUUAUCGAGGGCAAGGCUGUUGCCGCCGACGCCACAUACGGAAAAGUCGGCGCGCUGCGCGUUCGCUUCCCAGGACAGCCUCCCCUCUCUUGCGACGGCCCAAACUACAUAGUGCAAGAGUAUACCGGCGACAUUGCCGUUGUGCAGUCUGCCAACUUUUCGAACCUCUUCAUCCUCAGCCGCGAGCAGCAUUUGGAAGAGAAAAGCCUCGAUGCUUGGAUUGACCGCGCCGUCAAGCUUGGUACGCCCCGUGACAAAAUUGUCAAGACCGAUCAGACCGAUUGCCACAACGCCUUUUGA